AUGAAUGGCUCAGAGGACGAGCAACAGUUGGUGUAUACUGUACUGGUCACAGGCGCGAACAGCGGCCUAGGCUUCUCGACCUGUUGCCGUCUCAUUGACGAAUUCCUGCACUCGCGACCACAGACCCAAUCGCUCCACCUCCUUGUGACUACACGCUCCACCUCGAAGAACAAAGAUACGCAGACUCGCCUGCAUGCACACCUUCAAAAGACGCUUCUCAAAGCCGACAAAGGCACACCGGGCAUCAGUAAAGUGCUCGCUUCUCGUAUAAAGAUUUCCGGCGAACAAGUGGACCUGUGUAACCUGCGCAGUGUCAAAGAGCUAGGGAAAAGACUACUGGACAGAGGAGAUCGUCUCGAUGUCUUGAUCUGCAAUGCAGGAAUAGGAGGCUGGAAAGGCUUGAAUUGGCCUUCUGCGAUUUGGGCAAUCUUGACGGAUUGGAGACAUGCUUGCACGUAUCCUACCUAUAAGCUAGGAUUUGUGGGUGCUGUUGCCGCUCAAGAGGGUGACGAAACAGCACCAGAUCAGCAGCUGGGAGAAGUGUUUACGGCAAAUGUGUUUGGACAUUACAUUCUCGCUCAUGAGCUUUCACCACUCAUGAAGGGCGGCGGAUCAAAAGAGCCAGGGAGAAUUAUUUGGAUUUCGAGUAUUGAGGCCUACGCUCAUGCUUUUGAUGCAGAGGAUGUACAGGCCUUGAAGUCAGACGCUGCAUACGAGUCUAGCAAACGCCUUACAGAUCUUUUGGUCUUGACUUCCGAGCUACCGUCUACAAAGAUGUCUACAACGGCUUUCUUGCAAGAGGCGGAUAAACAGCAGAAGCCAAAGAUGUUUUUGGCUCAUCCGGGUGUUUGUGCGACGAGUAUUGCGGAUUUACCGCUGGUGCUUUGGUAUGCCAUGUUAUUGGCCCAAUACAUUGCUCGUUGGCUGGGCUCGCCAUGGCAUCCUGUGUCUUCAUACCUGGGCGCUGUAUCCAGUGUCUGGCUCUCACUAGCACCAUUCUCAUCCCUCUCCACCCAAGAACUCACCGAAGGCAAAGCAAAAUGGGCAAGUUCAACAGACGUAUUCGGCAAUGAAAGAGUAGUGCGCACAGAAGUCGGCGGAUGGGGAUGGGGUGGCAAGGUGGGAGAAAAAGCAGAUGGGAAGAUGAGGUUGAGUGCUAAUAGAUGGAGAGGUCAAGAAGAUGUCACAAAGGAGUCUAGAGAGGAGUUUGAGGUGCUGGGACAGAGGGUUUGGAGGGAUAUGGAGAAGUUGAGGGAGACUUGGGAGGAUAAAUUGGAAGCAUGA
Molecule: messenger RNA, 1284 nt
Organism: Aureobasidium subglaciale EXF-2481
Lineage: Eukaryota; Fungi; Ascomycota; Dothideomycetes; Dothideales; Saccotheciaceae
Exons: 2
Coding region: 1-1284 (427 amino acids)
Biological process (GO): ergosterol biosynthetic process
Cellular component (GO): mitochondrial outer membrane; endoplasmic reticulum membrane; lipid droplet
Molecular function (GO): 3-beta-hydroxysteroid 3-dehydrogenase (NADP+) activity
Source: RefSeq, a predicted model, not a curated record